AUGCCCGCCCUCACAAUCAACGCCGACAACCCUCCCAGCAAUAAUCCCCCUUCUCCGACCCGACCGCCUGUUUCCCCCAUCACACCUCCCUUGCGUCCUACCCAACGCCCCGCGACUGCAACUGCAAGCGCCGGCGCCGGCGGUCGUCCAAGCCUUACACAUUCACAGCCCGACCAGGCUGCGAUACCACCGCCCACACCUCAACCAAUAGCCUUUGAUUCCAACCCAGACGUCAUUGCGCUCAAGUCGGCGAUUUCCAUUCUACAGAUUCAGCGGCAGCGCGCCACUGCCGACAUCCAGGUCCUCAAUCGCGCAAAAGACGAAGCCGUCCAGGACCCUGAAGCUUUCAUAAAAGACCUUGUCGCAGGCAAGAUCAACGCGCCUGCAGAUGAUGGCGAUAGCGACAGCGACGAUGAAGAUACACCCAUGAGCGGUCAGGACAGCGGCAAUCAGCAAGACCCCGGUGAAGGGUCCUCCAAGCAGCGCAUCACUACCCAGCCACCAGCAUGGACGAAUCUUCCCCAGCCGCAAAAUGUGGUUCGCUGCCCGCCCAUCAACUGGUCGCAAUACGCUGUGGUCGGUGACUCCCUCGACAAACUUCACAACGAACAAGUCACGCGUCCCAACCAGGGUACACCAGCAACGAUUGGCGCAAACGGCAUGUACGAAUUCAGAGGUGAAGGGAAGCAAGAGAGGUACCAAGGCGUGGCGGCGCCCUAUAACCCAACCCAGGAGCGUCUAAACAAGAAGCCCAAGAGUAGGAGGUCAUGA
Messenger RNA from Fusarium tjaetaba, 771 nucleotides. RefSeq lists its product as uncharacterized. The transcript has a single exon. The record is from RefSeq and is a predicted model, not a curated record. NCBI's taxonomy places the organism in Eukaryota, Fungi, Ascomycota, Sordariomycetes, Hypocreales, Nectriaceae. Bases 1 to 771 code for a protein of 256 amino acids.